Messenger RNA from Paramecium tetraurelia, 5318 nucleotides. RefSeq lists its product as uncharacterized. NCBI's taxonomy places the organism in Eukaryota, Ciliophora, Oligohymenophorea, Peniculida, Parameciidae. The transcript has 8 exons. The record is from RefSeq and is a predicted model, not a curated record.
AUGUUUCUUGGUCUAUUGUGCAUUACAUAUUCAGUUUUGGCAAAUUAACCAAUAGAGAUUGGGGAGACUAUUAACAAUGCUAUAAUGCCGUGGCACGGAAAUGCCAAAUAUGAAUUAUACUAGUUCGAGUUGAAGGAGGUGAAAUAGGAUGCGGAUUUGGUGGUGGUGGUGAAACAAUUGUCUGCCUUGGGGAAUCCGGACAUUUACAUAUCUACAACGGUAACAGAGCCUAAUGAGCAUACGGCUGAGUAUAUAUGUGACUCAAUUGGGAUGGGUAUGAAAUUUAGUAAAUUGAUAGAUAUAUGUGUGAUUGAUAAUGCAAAGAAGGGUCCGUAUUAUUUGACAGUGCAUUGCGAAGGCUAUUGCAGAUAUGCUUUGAAGGUGGUUUAUCAAUCGGAACUAUUGAUGACGAAUUCUGACGACUUAGAAUUCAAGUAUGAUAGCAAGGCUUGGACAGACGUAGUCAGAAUUGAAACAAAGAACCUGAGUUGGGAGGAAACUCAGAUGAAACCAACAUUGGAGAUUCAAGUACGAGUGAAGAAUAUGGAAAUAUUAUAAGAAUCCUUUAAAUCAUAUUUAAAUAUAGGUGAUUAGAAGCCUACGCCACAGAAAUCUGACUUUGUUGGACAAGAUACUUUCUCAGGAAUGCAGAAAUUCAAGAUUCAUAAUUUGGAAUCUAACAGCAAGUUCACAUUGCUUGUGGAAGGUCAAGAAGGGGCAAUCAUUUAGAUUCAAACCAGAACCUACGGAACCAUUCGUUAUAUGUAAGUGGGAGACAAAGUUGAAGACAUAGUUGCUGAGGAUGACUACUAGUUCUAUUGCAUAGAUCUUACUUAAGAUUCUAAGGGAAUUGCACUUGGCCAAACAGUCUUAAAUAUUCAACUCCUCCCUUUUAAAGGGUAUACUGAAAUGUAUGUUAAUUUGGAUUUCCAACCCCCAUUCUUGGAUUAGUAUUAUUGGCAAUUGAAGGACAGAAUAACUGAUGAUCUGGUGAUCACGAAGACAGAUCUAAGUAAGGCCAAUGCAAAAGGAAAUUAUGCAUAUGUGGCAGUGAGAGGAAAGGAAUCAAAUGCCACAUUUGAAUUGAAAUCCUAAGUCCUAGAUCCCAAUCUCAUGCUCCUAGAACUCAACAAGCCCACAACUGCUAAAUUGUAAAAGACUAAUCAAAUACAAUACAAGUUCUAUGUUAGACACAGUAAAAAACAAACGGUUAGUGUGAGUUUGAAGAAUCUCAAGGGUGAUGCUGAUAUUAUUGUAAAGCAAUGUGAGAAUCUGUGGAUGUGUACCAUACAAUAAGAUGAAAUCCAUGAUAAGGAGUAAAGAGUGGUCACCAAACCUGGAAAAUUGUUUUUGUAUUCAGACAAUCCUGGCAAUGACAUCAUUGUGUUUGAUAAUGAUCCAGAGAUGUGUUAAAAGUAUGAGAAUACAUAUCAAUGUUUUUAUGAUGUGGUUAUAUAUCCUGGACCUAAAAAUGAUCAAGACGAACUUAUUUACUCAAUACUCAUAACCACAAAGGGAGAAUAGAUCAUUUUAAGAGAAAACACUCCACUGAAAUAGUACGUAGGAUUGGGCUUAAAUAAUUACUAUAAAUUCAUAGUUGAAGAGUAAGAUUAUAUUAGAAGAAUGAUGAUUCAAAUUACACCCAUCUAAGGACAACCAAAACUGUUUGCAUCCUAAACUACCCAGAAUCCCACCUAACAAGAUAAGUAGGCUGUGCAAAAUGUCAUCACUUAUGGAUAAUUUGGGUAGUAGGGUGACUAAGAACCGAUAAAAGGAACCUAUUACAUAGCUGUCAAUGGGUACACAGCAUGUCAAUAUAUCAUCACAGUGUAUGUGUUUAGAAACAGGGGAGACUGGAGUUAGAUUGGCAAAUUUCCUCAUCAAUACAUAUUGCUAUUAGAUGGAUAUCCCUAAGAAAUUACUUCCUAGAACAAUACUGAUGUCUGGUUAUUUAAGAUCGACUUGAGUGCUUAUGACAAUCCUGAACAGCUAAUGCACUAUGGUGUUGAUGUUAAACUCAGAGUCAUUCAAGGAAGCUUCUUAAUGUAUGGGUUUGAUCGUCCUAAUGUGAACAAGAGCUAAGCAUUCUUGAAUGGCUCUGAUUUCUUAUCCCUCAACACGUUAAGCAAAAUCUAUCCUCAAUAUUUGUAUAUCAGAGUGGAACCAAAUCCAGUGAUUUCCACAAAUCAAUUAUCAUUCCAAAUUUAUUAUAGAAUCAACAAUCAACCAAUUGAAUUGAUUUUAGGCGAUAAUUACAGAGGUUACAUAUCUAAAGAUGAUACCUAAUAAUUCGUACUCAGCUACUUCACAAAUGAUGAAUUGGUGAUAACAAAGAAUGCUGAAUACAUGGAUUAAUCAGUUUUAAAGGCAAGGGUUUACUAUGGUAAUUUUGAUCAAGACAUGACGACCUCGAGUUUCUUAUUAAAGAGUGAGGACUUAAACUUUGAGAAAUGUAAAACAAAUGCCACAGAAAUCAUUAAGUGUCAAAUUACAAUUUUCAUCUCUGCAAAAGUCGACACUUAUUUCUCUUUGUUGAUUACCAAAGAAGCCUCUGUCGUUUUCUUGUAUGAUGGUGAACCAGUCACAAAACAACUCUAAAAUAAAAAAGAUCACUUUUUAUUCUAUUUGACUGAUCAAGAAACUGAAAUAUCCGUAUUUUCCAUAUCAGGAGAAGUCAAAAUAUUGGUUCAAUUCUUUGAGUAAUAACCUAAAUUGGAACAAUUUCCAACCAAUAAUUUGGAUGCUGCAAUUCAAUCCUUAGAUGAUUCGAAUGAUAUUGGCAGUUCAAUCUUCAUAUCCAAUGAGCAUCUUGAAUUAAAAUAAUGCAAAGAGAAAGGAUGCUAUAUAGCUGUGACCUGCAUCAAGGAUCCAAAAUAUGAUGCUAAAGGAUAAUACGUCAUCACCAGAUCCUCAAGCUAUACAGUCCUAUAUCCAUCCAUCAUAUAUUACGGUGAGGCUGAGAACUUGAAGAUGAAAUAUUUCAAAAUCUCCAAUGUCUCACUGUCACAUGGACUCAUGGUCGUAGUGUCUCCCUUAAGUUAAGGCAGUUUAAUAGUUCUAGCCAGCAGAAACGAGAUGCCCACUUUAGACACUUAUUAAUACUCCUCUAAUUCUAUGUUAGGAGACCAACUCGUCAUUCAGGCUUAAGAGGAUGAAUCUAAGUCAGUUAAUUACUAUGUGGGUGUUUAUGCAUUUGAUAAUGUGAAGUUUUCAAUCCAAAUCAAUAUUGGAAAUCUUCACUUUUAUCAGCUCAAAAAAGGAAUACCUAUGAACUUCUACGCUGAAUACAAUUCAUUCACCUACCUUAAUUACUACCAUUCUCAAGACUCUGAAUUCACUAUCUUGUUCAGCUCCAAUCUUGUGACUCAAUACAAUAGAGCAAAUGUUCAUGUGUACACCUAUAAAGACAUGUCAAUGUAGGCAGAUGCCAUUCAAAAAGUUCAAUAGGACCCAAUGUGGAAAAUGGCUGAUUACUUCUUAACAAUCAAAAAGGAUAUCAAGUACUGUUCAUCAUGUUAUUAUUUGAUCUGUGUUCAGAACUUCAAUGUAAAUAAUGAUAUUUCGAUAACUAUAUAAUUGGAAAACGAAUCAACUUAAAUGUUAGACAACGUGGAAAUUACCAAUCAAAUUUAGCCCAACAAACCCCAUUAUUAUCAUUACAUAGUCGAAGAUGACUUUUAUUUGAAUGCCACCAUCUUUGAAGGCAAAGUCUAAAUCUUAGGAGGGUUCCAUAAGCAUUUAUCAGAAAUCGAGUAUCCCUUGCUUACUCUAGAUGUAAAUGAGGGUCUUACUGAUAAAAAUGGUCAAGUAAUUGGAUACUCCUACAGCGAAGGAAAAUUCCCUAACAAAACCAUUAAAGUCAAUAAGGAUAACUCUGAGAAUCCAAAAUAUCUUUAUAGAUUCAAAAUCGUCUCCAGCUCUGUGUCUACCUAUAAGAUUGAGUGCAUCCAAUAAAGAUAAGCAAUCGAACUCAAAGUUGGAGAACCCCAAAGCCACGAACUCAAUUCAACACAUACCGUUCCAUUCUAUUUUGUAAUUCCUGAAAGAGCCUACGACAACUCAAAUGAAGGCUUCUACACAUUAGAUAUUGAAACCUAUGGCCACUCACAAGCAAGAAUCAGCGAGAAGACUUAACAUCCCAAUAUCAAAUUAACUUAAGAUCUCUAUAGCAAUCCAAAUUUCCUUAGUGAAAAUCACAACUUCUAGGAUGUUCAAUUCAUUAGACACAAUCAAACAGAUCAAAUAAUCCAUUUCGAAUUUCCAAACACUCCAGGACUGUAUUUCCUACAAAUCAGUCCUAGAGAAGCCUCAAAUCUCCCCUAUACCGUUACCUUGGGAAAUGAUUUCCUAAAUAUUUUGGCACCAAAACUCUCGAGAUUUGCCUCCAAUAGGAUUGGGUAACAAAGAUUCUGGGAAUUGAAUUUGUACAAACCUUCCAAAGUUCUCAUUCAGGCCUAAUUAUGCGGUGGAAUCAUAAGUGUUUAUGGAAGUGAGAACCUUGAAAACUUGCAAAGAGGAUCAUAUUCCUAAAAAAUGGACUAUAAACAUAACAAAUAGAUUAUUGGAACCAUACCAAUUUCAUCAUCUGGCCCCUAUUACUUGAGCACCAAGGCUGUUAAGAGCAUGAUUCCUUAUAAGGAUUACGUGGAUUACAUCCUGAAAGUGAAUGUACUUCAACCAAGCAGUGUGGUACCACAUGAGCACUUUGAACCUGGAGAUGGAGGUGAAUUCACAGCACAUUACGAUGGAUCGAAUAUCACUAUCUUUUUUAGUCCCAUUCAAGUUUCUGAGCAAUCCAGUUCUGAGUACAAGAUCUAGAGUUUCUCAUACAAUUUUAUUUACAAGUUGUAUAAUUAGUCAAGUGAAGAAAUUCCCUUUUAUCACUGCGAUUCUUCAAUAAGCUUCCCUUCCAUAUCGUUUAACAAAGAACCUCAUUAACGUCUUAAGGAAUUGAAUCACGAAUUCUAUGUUGGCAAAGACUUCGAGAAGAUAUCUCUCAGCAUUUUAGCUAAAGUCAGAGUAACUACAAACAAUUUUGAAGAAUUGAAGCUGUAUUAUUAUUAUGACACACUUUCUAUGAAGGUGGAUAAUAUUAUAUUGAGGUCCAAUCCAAAAGCAUAUAGAAGAGGAAUCAUUUUCGGAAUUAUCACAAUUCUGUUAAUAGCAAUUAUCUGGUUAUUUAUAAGAAACAGAAAAUUAAAAUAAUUAAUACAAUUUGAAUCUUCCUAAUAAGGAACUCAACAUUUAGUAAGGCAGGAGCAAUCAAUUGAAAUGAAUUAUGCAAAUUUACGUUGAUAAGUGUGAUAUAUUAUAUAUGA